Chenopodium quinoa (quinoa) is the source of this 3075-nucleotide messenger RNA. Its product is annotated as protein ROOT PRIMORDIUM DEFECTIVE 1-like. The record is from RefSeq and is a predicted model, not a curated record. Gene Ontology annotation, molecular function: RNA binding. Bases 152 to 1420 code for a protein of 422 amino acids. The transcript has 4 exons. Lineage: Eukaryota; Viridiplantae; Streptophyta; Magnoliopsida; Caryophyllales; Amaranthaceae.
UUAAAAGCGCGGGGUUGAAAUAUAAUUGAUAUAGAUUAUUGCCACCCUUGCCAGCAUCUACAGCAAGUCCAUCAGCAACUUCCCCCUAUGCUGGCGACCACCACCACCACCACCUUACACCCACUUCCUUAAUUCUCUCUUCUCUUACGCCAUGAGAGCAUUACUCUUCAAAUAUCUUCGAAAAAACCCAGUUUAUUUACACCAAUUACCUGAAUCGCCAAUCCAAUUUGGCCCAUUUAAUCACUUCAUUCAAAGAAGAUGGAAAAAACCCGCGAAUACUGCUCAAACGCGGUUAGAAAGUCGAACCCGGGACCUUAAACUUGAUUUACUGACAUCCCAAAUCAGGAAACUCAAUAUUGCACUCCACCUGUUCGACUUAAUGUCUCAGAGAAGACGCCAUUAUGUUUCUGUUCAAAUUAUGUCUCGUUGGAAUAAUGUAGUUGGUCUUAAUCUUAGUAUGGGUGAUUUUCUUGGUAAUUACCCGCAUGUUUUUGAUGUUUUUACGCACCCUGUUAGGAAGAAUGUGUGUUGUAGUGUUACAAGAAAGAUGAUGGCUUUGAUUGAGGAAGAGAGGGUUGUGAUGGAGGAGUGUGAAUUGGAUAAUGUUAAGCGGGUUAAGAAGCUUUUGAUGAUGUCGAAAGAGGGAAUGCUUCAUUUACAUGCCUUACGAUUGGUGAGGCGAGAGUUGGGGUUGCCAGUGGAUUUUAGAGAGUCGAUACUAGGAAAGUAUACCGAUGAUUUUAAGUUGGUUGAUCUUGAGGUUGUGGCUUUAGUUGAGAGGGAUGAAAGUUCGGGAGUUGGGGGUGUCGAAAAGUGGAGGGAAAAGGAGUACAAGGAGAAAUGGUUGAGUGAAUUUGAGACUAAGUAUGCAUUCCCUAUAAAUUUUCCUACAGGUUAUGUUAUAGAGAAAGGUUUUAAAGACAAGCUAAAGAAUUGGCAAAGAUUGUCUUAUGUGAAACCUUAUGAAAAAGAGGUUAAACGGAGUCAUACUAAAGCUGGGAUUGAGCGUUUUGAGAAAAGAGUUGUGGGAAUUUUACAUGAGUUUCUGAGCUUGACUGUUGAGAAAAUGAUGGAUGUUGAAAGAUUUGUACAUUUCCGGAAGGAUUUGGGGAUUGAAGUUAAUUUUCGCGAACUCUUGUUAAAGCACCCUGGGAUAUUCUAUAUCUCUACUAAAGGUGACACUCAGACAGUUUAUCUUAGAGAGGCAUAUAGCAAAGGUGAAUUGAUUGAAUCUAACCCGUUCUAUAAUGUCCGAAGAAAAAUGAUGGACCUCAUGUUGCUCGGUAGGCGCAAUACUAAUGAGUUAAAGGCUGACAAAGCAACUUAUGAGGAGAAGAGAUGUGCAGAAACUGAUAAGAUUGUGGAAGGGACAAAAGAUGGAGACUGGGUUAUUCCGCUGUUAGAGAGAACUGAUGAUUGAAGUUUCUGUGAAUGCUGGUUUGAAGUUCUGAUUUUUGCUGGUCAUCCUUUCAUUAUAUUACUAUUCAUAUCAGAAUGGUUUUGGAAUAAUCUGGAGCAAUGAUGUAGACAAGCUUUAUUUAAGUCAAGGCACUAUAUGGGAGGCUGUAGUCCAGAUGAGGCAACUAUUGAUGUUAUCCUUUGCUUGGAAACCAUUUCUGAUCUCAAUGAAGAUGCAAAAGUUCAUGGAUGGAUUUCUAACUUUGGUAUUGGUACAAUCCCUGAAGAUUUUAGCAGCCUGCUUGGCUAGGUAACCUAACUGGCACAACAACUUUUAUAUUAGAAUGUAAUUAAUUUCCAUAUUGUCUGUUUCCAUGUUGUCUGAUGCCGCCUGCUUUAAUACUUUGUAUUAGUUUAAUGGGUGCUCAAGUACAAAUAGUCCGAAUGUAACUUUGUAGAACCUUCAAAUGAUCAUUUAUCUUGUUACAAAUAUUUAUCGAUGAAAUUUUGGCUUCAAGUUUGGGAAUAUGAUGACAAGUAUGAAUAUAAAUGUUCCAUGGUGGAUAUUUGACUAGAGCAAACGUGGAAGAUAAUGCUACAAAGUCUAGGAUGAUGAUAAUGCGAUUAUUUCUCAUGAUGAAACAUUUGGUAGUCAAUGAUGGUAAAUGGUUCGUGUAGUAUUGGAAGGAAAGUCACAUGCCAAAGUUCAUGUUAAUGUAACUCCGUCUCAAAUUGGUUUUGAAGAUUUAUAAAGAAUAUCACGUAUUUUGGGCUGGAGUUGCAUGUUGACAAUGGUAUGGAACCUUCCUUGCAAAAUUUCACACAAAUCCAUGAGCUAAUUCACUAUUUGUCACUGUCCACUGAUUUGUUGAAACAAGUUCCUAUUAAUCCUAUAUCGUGCCCAAAGUAAAUACAAGGCUGUGCCUAGAAUAUCUAUAAAGCUUUGAUUAAGAUAAAAUAUUUUACUGCUUUUGGCUGCAAGUUUUAUUUCCGUGUACAAUAGAGGAGUUAGUUUCAAAUAGAUUUUCAUCUUCAAGCAGUUAUUGUUAAGUGUUUAAUUUUCAUAUUUAUGUCAAAAUAUUCAAGAACAUAAUCCAGCUGGUGUGAAAACUCUUCAACCUUGUAACUCAGUUUAUAUAAAAUUUAAUUCUGAUUAUAGCUAUGUUUGGAAGGUAUUACAGCGAUACAACCUGAAGGUGAGUGGAAAUGCUAUGCUAUGAAUUCUAUCCCAAAUUAUUAAAAUAAAUUAUCCUAAAUAUUGAUUAGCUUGUUAAGAUCUCUUAAGAGUGGAGAAUAGUUAGAGAUUCUUUAACUUGCUUUAAAAGCUUACCAAAUGCUUGCAGAUCUAAUUGUCAAUUUACGAACAAAGUUGGUAGGAAUAACUUAAACCAAGGCGAUCCUGUAUAUGUAUCAUGCAUUUAUUGGUGUUGACUUAAAUAGUGCAUAAGAAGAUUUGGGACGGAGAUACCUCUUGUAUGAGAUUGCGUUUUAGUUCUCACGUUUCAUUAAUUAUUCUACUCUUUAUUAAUGACAGUUGUUGCAUUUAAGAGUAGUUGUGAUUUAACUUCCUUUGUGCUCUAGACCAUCCCACUCCUUCAAGCUAUGAGUAUGCUACUUUUAAGAAUUUUUUUGGAAAAAACUGUGUACUUAUCAAUUUAUCAAUGGGGGGGGGGGUGA